GCUUUAUAUUUUUAACGUGUGUAAUUAUAUUUAAGAUCAAGCCUGAUUUUCUUCUUUGAAAAUGGAUUUGGUAUCUAAGGGUUGCAGUGGAUGACAUUUUAAUAUUAAUAUGUUUGCUGCUGCUACCAAGAGCUUUGUGAAGCAAGUUGGAGAUGGAGGGAGAUUAGUUCCUGUUCCAAGCCUCAGCGAGGCUGACAAAUACCAACCUCUAAGCCUGGUGGUAAAAAAGAAGCGAUGCUUUCUGUUUCCUAGAUACAAAUUUACCUCAACGCCUUUCACACUGAAAGAUAUCCUUCUGGGAGACAGAGAAAUUUCAGCUGGUAUUUCAUCUUAUCAAUUGCUGAAUUAUGAAGAUGAAUCAGAUGUUUCACUUUAUGGAAGGCGAGGCAACCAUAUUGUAAAUGAUGUUGGGAUAAAUGUCACUGGAUCUGAUUCCAUUGCAGUAAAAGCUUCAUUUGGUGUUGUAACCAAACAUGAAGUGGAAGUAUCAACAUUACUCAAGGAAAUUACUACACGAAAAAUUAACUUUGAUCACAGCUUGAUACGUCAAUCGAGGAGCAGCAGAAAGGCUGUGCUGUGCGUGGUUAUGGAAAGCAUUCGAACUUCCAGACAGUGCUCUCUGUCUGUGCAUGCUGGGAUUCGAGGGGAAGCAAUGCGGUUUCAUUUUAUGGAUGAACAGAAUCCCAAGGGAAGGGAAAAAGCAAUUGUAUUUCCAGCACAUACAACCAUAGCUUUCAGUGUUUUUGAACUCUUCAUUUACCUGGAUGGUGCCUUUGACCUUUGUGUCACUUCAGUGUCAAAAGGAGGAUUUGAAAGGGAAGAUACGGCAACAUUUGCACUGCUCUACAGACUGAGAAAUAUACUAUUUGAAAGAAAUAGAAGAGUGAUGGAUGCCAUUUCUCGUUCACAGUUAUACUUGGAAGAUCUUUUUUCUGACUACUAUGACAAGCCUCUCAGCAUGACUGAUAUUUCACUAAAGGAGGGGACUCACAUCCGAGUCAACUUACUUAAUCACAACAUUCCAAAAGGGCCUUGCAUACUCUGUGGAAUGGGGAACUUAAAGAGGGAGACAGUCUAUGGGUGCUUUCAGUGUUCUGUGGAUGGACAGAAGUAUGUGAGACUUCACGCAGUCCCUUGUUUUGAUAUUUGGCACAAAAGAAUGAAAUAAAAAGCAACAUGAAUAUACUUUGUUGGUGUUUUAAGUUGAAUUUUGCCAUCAACCGUCCCUCAAUUUUCUAGGUUUGCUUUGAUGAAUUAAGAGAGAAUUAGAAAA
Messenger RNA from Castor canadensis (American beaver), 1273 nucleotides. RefSeq names its product pejvakin (gene Pjvk). Gene Ontology annotation, cellular component: cytoplasm. NCBI's taxonomy places the organism in Eukaryota, Metazoa, Chordata, Mammalia, Rodentia, Castoridae. Gene Ontology annotation, biological process: programmed cell death. The record is from RefSeq and is a predicted model, not a curated record.